AUGGCCUCUGCUCGCUCCCUGAUGCGGCUGGGCUCCGGCCGGUCCCUGCCCUCGGCCACCCGCGCAUUCUCUUCGACCGCUCUGCAGCAGGCUAAGAAGGCGUCGACGGCGCCCAUCACGGACGAUGUCCCCAACAUGCGCCACGCCCAGCGUCCCCCCCCCGGACCCCUGCGCGCCCCCGUCAUCAACCCCGUCGACAAGUACCAGGACAAGGCGGACAGUCUGCACAAGUACGGCCAGUACAUCAUGUCGUGCCUGCCCAAGCACGUGCAGCAAUUCUCAGUGUGGAAGGACGAGCUCUGCGUCUACGUGCCCCCCUCGGGGCUGAUCCCCACGAUGACGUUCCUGAAAUACCACACGGCGGCCGAAUACACCCAGAUCUCGGACAUCACGGGUGUGGACUUCCCGACGCGCGACCAGCGCUUCGAGGUCGUGUACAACCUGCUCAGCGUGCGGUACAACUCGCGCAUCCGCGUCAAGACCUACGCCGACGAGGCCAGCCCCGUGCCCAGUGUCACCGGUCUGUUCGAGGGCGCGCUGUGGUACGAGCGUGAGGUGUACGAUAUGUUCGGCGUGUUCUUCACCGGUCACCCCGAUCUGCGCCGUAUCAUGACGGACUACGGUUUCGAUGGCCACCCGCUCCGCAAGGACUUCCCUCUCACCGGAUACACGGAGCUGCGGUACGACGAGGAGAAGAAGCGCAUUGUCAUUGAGCCGCUGGAGCUGACGCAGGCGUUCCGGAACUUCGAGGGCGGUAGCGCCUCCUGGGAGCCGGUCGGUGCGGGUCUGGACAAGACUCCUGAGUCGGUAAGUGAAGUAAUUGGGUUUUCCUUUCGUGCUAGUUCUGUAUGUACAUACGUCUAUAUCUGGAUUCUGACGUUGAUUCAACCUUUGUUUCCCGUGGAUCAGAUCCUCCUAUUCCCCAUCAGACAAACAAACGAGCCAACCGAACCAAAAGAAAAAUCAAAUCAAAACGAAGGGGGAAAUACGAAAAGAAAAGAAAUCAAAAUGCCCAAACGCAAACUCUCCGACGCGCAAGAAAACCGCGCGGACCUGGACAACGGCGUAACAUGGAUGCAGCUGACGCGGCUGACGCAGAAGUUCCAGUACGGGGUGGACGCGCUCUCGAAGGCGCUGAAGCUGGCGCGCGGGUUCGAGAGGCAGAAGAUGAGCCGGCGCGAGAAGACGGCCAAGUCGGAUGAGGCGAAGGGGAAGACCCUGGGUCGGUUGGGGGAGGAGGUUGCGGUUUUGAAGACCCUCGACCCCACCCAAACGGCCGAAAAAUACCUGUUCAAGCAGCUCCUCAAGACGAAGCGGAUCGCGGAGUCGCCGGUAUUCAUCAAGUUUAAGGAGCGGUCGAAGAUCUCGACGGAGGGGCCGAAGAGUGCGGCUGAGGCGAAUGUCACGGCUAGACUGUACAAGUCGACGCCGGUGAAGAACGUGUUUCCGGGGAUUAUGGAGGGGUUGAGGUCGCUGUUGGGGGUGGAGGUGAAAGCUGCGUCGGGGGCAACAGCAACAGGGAAUAAGACGGUGAAGGGCAAGGAGGAUGGGCCGUCGUCGAGACGGACGACGAAGACGGCGUCAGCUGGGUCUGGCGAUGAGGCGGGGGUGGAGGAGGUCGACGGGGAUGUGGAUAUGGAUGAUAUGGAUGAUGAGGACAUCGACCUUGCGCAAUUCGACGCCCGACUGGCAUCCGACUCCGAGGGCUCAGAGGCCGGCGACGGCGGCCGUGACAUCGACAUCGGCUCCGACAGCGACGCGGAAGAAGACUCCAAUCCCCGACAGCGCGCGCGCGAUCUCUCCAUCUCCCUCUCCCCCUCCCCCUCCCCCUCCCCCGGCCCCACAUCUCCACCAGCCAAAAAGCCCAAAGCGGCCAAGAAAGCCUCCUCAACCCCCUUAACAGGAACAACGUUCCUCCCCUCCCUCACAAUGGGCGGAUACUGGUCCGGCUCCGAGUCCGAGGCCGAAGACAUCGACGCGGCGGAGCCCCCGAAGCGCAAGAACCGGAUGGGCCAGCAGGCGCGUCGCGCGCUCUGGGAGAAGAAGUACGGGGCGGGGGCGAACCACGUCAAGAACGAGCAGAUGAAUGCGAAGAGGGGGCGUGAUAAUGGGUGGGAUGCGCGGAGGGGCGCGAUGGGCGGGGAUCGCCAUCAGCGCGGAUGGGGAGGCAGACCUCGACCUCAGCAUCGCGAUGAUGUUCCGAAGCGCGGGGCGCCGGGUAAGCCGCAGGAUGAUAAGCCGUUGCAUCCGUCGUGGGAGGCCGCGAAGAAGGCCAAGGAGGCGAAGGCAAAGGCGACGGCUGCCUUUGCGGGUAAGAAGGUCGUGUUUGAUUAG
Messenger RNA from Aspergillus heteromorphus CBS 117.55, 2334 nucleotides. Its product is annotated as BUD22-domain-containing protein. The record is from RefSeq and is a predicted model, not a curated record. Gene Ontology annotation, molecular function: NADH dehydrogenase (ubiquinone) activity. NCBI's taxonomy places the organism in Eukaryota, Fungi, Ascomycota, Eurotiomycetes, Eurotiales, Aspergillaceae. Bases 1 to 2334 code for a protein of 777 amino acids. The transcript is spliced from 5 exons.